Messenger RNA from Letharia lupina, 360 nucleotides. RefSeq lists its product as uncharacterized. Bases 1 to 360 code for a protein of 119 amino acids. Lineage: Eukaryota; Fungi; Ascomycota; Lecanoromycetes; Lecanorales; Parmeliaceae. The transcript is spliced from 2 exons. The record is from RefSeq and is a predicted model, not a curated record.
AUGCUCACACUGAAGAACGAGUACUCGACUUUUAGCCGGAAAGCUGAUGCCAAGAUCAAACAGCUGAAAGAUGUUCUGGAUCGAGUGCAGCGUGGGGAUAACGUGGAUGUUGAGAAGGUUUUGGGCACUGGAGACGAGGAGCAGGAGCAGGAGUGGAGAGACGUAUUACGCAAUAUUGCAGAAGUAGACCAACUGUGGCAAGCCAAGGACCGCAAACGGGGGGAAAGUGGGCGGCCAAAAGAGCAGGAGCUGGACGCCGAAGCAGAUGGUGCUGACAAGAUCGCUGAACAGGGGGCUGCUGGCGAUAUUGAUUCAAAACCUCAAUCCAAUGUCGCCAAGAGACCUCCGGGCUUCUACUGA